AUACAUCUGUCAAAAACCGAUGGUUACGGCGGAGAAAUCGUAUAUUUGAAAACGAAAUACAUGAUAAAACAUGCGUAAACUGUUUAAACCCAUACGUGUGACAUGAAAAUUUUCGUUAAACGUUAAGUAAGGCAGAGCCCGGGCCACGAAUCAUCGAAAAUGGCUCACAAUCAAUACGUCGAGGAGUUGAUCAGAGAGUACUUCGUGUUUAGGGGUUUCGCGGGCACUUUAAAGGCCUUCGAAAACGAUUUAAAGUCUGAUAAAGAAAAGAGUUUCCGCGUCGACAAAAUAAUCGAGCAGUUGAUGCAGUCGGUGUCGAGUUACGAUCUAGUGUCGCUCAGAGAAUUGUGGUCGCACCUGGACAACCACAUAUUCAAGAAGCUCGAAAGUCACUUCGCGCCGGGCAUCAAAAAACUCGAAAAUGCCGUGCUGAAAAUGUACCUCGUCAACGCGGUGGCCAAUAACAAGCCCGACAAGGUGGUCGAUUUUUUUCUGAAGCUUACGCCCGAGUUACAGAAUCAAAACGAGUGGAAAGACUGGUUCGUACUGCCGUACGUUAAAAACCCGGAGGAGAAUCAGACGUUUGCUUUGCAUUUUACGAAACAGUGGCAAGACACUCUGCUGGUGUCGCUGCACAAUUUUCUCGCUUCCGUGUUUCAGCAUAUGCCAGUUCCGACUUUGCUUCAGUUCGAAGAAGAAGCGAAUCGCGUCACGAAGCUCGAGCAGCGCAUUGACUCUCUUAAAAAUCGUCUGGCCUUGCUCUUAGAUCGGGGUCCCGAGGCUACCACCGUGGUACCCGUCAAGGUGGAACCACCCCCACAUUUGUUAGAUGAUUUUUAUAUAAUCGCCCAGGAAAGUAGCUCGAUCGAUAAUCAGGCGAAGAGCUUGAAAAAUCUGAUUCGGAACAUGGGCACAGGCUCGAGUCCCGUGUUGGGCAGAAAAGACGUGACGAAAAAACGAGGAUCUGGCGCUACCAGAAGGUCGGGUCAUUUCCUGGAUCACUAAGACAAUUGGCAAAUGAAAAUUAGUAUAUUAGUAUCCAAUGAAAUUUGAGGAUAAAGUCGUUAUUAAGUCGUGUUUGCAACGUUUCAAUAAACAAAUUGCUUCUGAAA
Cylas formicarius (sweet potato weevil) is the source of this 1112-nucleotide messenger RNA. Its product is annotated as WD repeat-containing protein 91. The record is from RefSeq and is a predicted model, not a curated record. The transcript has 3 exons. Gene Ontology annotation, cellular component: early endosome membrane; extrinsic component of endosome membrane; late endosome membrane. Gene Ontology annotation, biological process: early endosome to late endosome transport. Gene Ontology annotation, molecular function: phosphatidylinositol 3-kinase regulator activity. The coding region runs from base 160 to 1005 and encodes 281 amino acids. NCBI's taxonomy places the organism in Eukaryota, Metazoa, Arthropoda, Insecta, Coleoptera, Brentidae.